This is a messenger RNA of Arabidopsis arenosa, 2329 nucleotides long. The record is from the annotation of a GenBank genome assembly. Lineage: Eukaryota; Viridiplantae; Streptophyta; Magnoliopsida; Brassicales; Brassicaceae.
CCGUCUUCUCUCUCCUCUGCAACAGACAAAAAUCACAAAUCUCUCUCUCUCUCUCUCUCUCUCUAACAAUUAGGACAAAGGGUUUUGUAAUUUCCAAAUCAGUCAACAAUGGUUGAGCGUGGGAAGAGGACUCAUAAUCGUUUUAGAGACAAUAACAAUGACAACAACAGGAAUCAAAAGAGAAGACUUUCUUACGAAACCGAAGAAAAGACCGAUAACAAAGACGAUCUUGUUGUUGUUUACAGAAUCUUAUGCCCUAGUGGAGUCAUGGGAAGUGUUAUAGGCAAAAGUGGCAAAGUUAUUAACUUGAUUAGGCAAGAAACUAGAGCUAGAAUCAAAGUUGUUGAUCCUUUUCCAGGUUGUAGCGAAAGAGUCAUAACGAUCUUUUGCUCGGUUACUGAGAAGAAAGACAUUGUCGACAUUGAGAAUAGCGAAUUGAAUUACUCAAUUCCUUUGUGUUCUGCUCAAGAGGCUCUUCUUAAAGUCCAUGAUGCUAUUGUGGCUUCUUUAGCUACUGCUGCUGAGAACACUAAGAUUGAUAGAGAUGAUAUUAGAGAAUGUCGCCUUUUAGUUCCGUCUAGUCAAUGUUCUAAUGUCAUUGGUAAAUCCGGUUCGAUUAUUAAGAAGAUUAGAAGUAGAACUAGAGCUAACGUUAAGGUUGUCUCUAAAGAUGUUUCGGAUCCUUCACACACUUGUGCUAUGGAUUUUGACAACAUUGUUUUGAUAUCCGGUGAGACUGAAUCUGUGAAGAAGGCACUUUUCGCUGUUUCUGCAAUCAUGUACAAAGUCAGUCCUCGAGAACAGAUUCCUCUGGAUACAACUGUCCAAGAAGUUCCCGCUAGUAUUAUAAUUCCGUCAGAUCUAUCUAUCUAUCCACAAGGCAGUUUAUACCAAAAUCAGGAUCCUAUUUUUCAACAUGGGGCCAAUGUUUCAUCGUUUAUCGGUACACUACCUCAGGGUUACGGAGAAAACGCUGCAAAUCCAAUGCCGGUUUUUUCUACUUCUGCUCUUCCUGUGGUUCAUGGUUUUGGUGGGUCUUCCAGAUCAGAAAAGUUGGUUAUAAAAGUUAUUUGCUCUUCUUCCAAAAUCGGCCGUGUUAUCGGGAAAGGAGGAUCAACCAUUAAGGGAAUAAGACAAGCAAGCGGGUCUCAUAUCGAGGUUAAUGACUCGAGGGCAAAUCAUGAUGAUGACUGUGUUAUCACUGUCACUGCUACAGAGUCUCCUGAUGAUUUGAAGUCUAUGGCGGUUGAAGCUGUUCUUCUACUUCAAGAGAAAAUUAAUGAUGAAGACGAGGAAAAAGUUAAAAUGCAACUUCUUGUACCUUCUAAGGUAAUAGGAUGCAUUAUAGGGAAAAGUGGCUCAAUCAUAAGUGAAAUCAGGAAAAGGACAAAGGCCAAUAUUCACAUCUCAAAAGGGAAUAAUAAGCCUAAGUGUGCCGAUCCCAAUGAUGAGCUCGUUGAGAUAUCGGGUGAAGUAAGCGAUGUGAGAGAUGCUCUUAUUCAGAUAGUUCUGAGGCUUCGAGAUGAUGUAUUAAGGGAUAGAGAGAUUGGUUCCAGGAAUCAACCUCCUGCAAGAUCUGACAAUAACAAUUUCUUCUCUUCGGGUAGUAGUAAUACUGGUCUUGCACUUCCUUCAUCUUUCAUGUCUUCUGUUCCGCAAGUUGCUUCUGUAGAUUUUGAUAGGAGACCAGAAACUGGGAGCAGCAUGAGCAUGCUUCCUUCGAGCGGUGGACUCUAUGGUUAUGGAAGUUUUCCGGUGGGCAAUAACAGUUAUGGAUCCAAGUCUUCUUACUCAUCCAAUCUAUAUGGAGGAUUGCCUCAAUCUACUACUAUGGAGGUUCGAAUCCCCGCAAAUGCAGUGGGUAAAGUUAUGGGCAGAGGAGGAGGCAACUUGGAUAACAUAAGAAGGAUAUCAGGAGCUAUGAUAGAAAUUUCUGAUUCCAAAAAUUCCCAUGGCGGUCGCAUUGCUCUCAUUUCUGGAACACCUGAACAGAAGCGUACCGCAGAGAACUUGUUCCAAGCUUUUAUCAUGUCCACUUGAAUAGUUUGCUCUGCCCCGUAAUCAUUUUCCAUGGAAGUGUGUUCGAUCUAUCUAGCUCUCAGUGGAUUUCUUUGAUCGGGUUUCUCAGGCUUUCCUCCUUCCAUCAAGCUCAUGUUUAGAUAUGGUUGCAUAUCUCAUCAAACUUUUCGGUAUCUCCAUCUCGAUUCGGUUACUUUUGGUUUCUCGUGCUAGACAUUUAUAGUCUUUCAGGAUCAUUCUUUUUCCCUUUCCCUGCGAGCUGUUCGUACAAUAACUACUUAUCUCCGUGCAAUAAAACAAAAUCGUUCUU